Messenger RNA from Annulohypoxylon truncatum, 1283 nucleotides. RefSeq lists its product as uncharacterized. Bases 547 to 1068 code for a protein of 173 amino acids. Lineage: Eukaryota; Fungi; Ascomycota; Sordariomycetes; Xylariales; Hypoxylaceae. The transcript has 2 exons. The record is from RefSeq and is a predicted model, not a curated record.
CAAAUACCGGACCCACCAUGGUGACUAGGCCAACCUAAACCACGCCCGGAGCCCCACACUCGGCUACCUUAAGCUAUCCACUUAUUACGAAGCUAUUUCAGCCUCGCCCUGGCAAACUUUCCGGAUAAUUGUCAGCCUCGCCUUACCGACCCAAAUCCCACUGGCAGUCCCGAGCUGCGAAUUGCAUCCCGCAUUCCUGCUUCCUUAUCUGCGAAUUACGCUCGUCUGGCAGUUUGCGAGACAUCAGAAAGUCGCUGUUAGCAAAGGAAUUAGAAAUUCACACAUCUACGCCUAUUCGUGCUCUAACCGCCGCGCUUCGAAAAGAAAAAAAGUCUAAAUUCCACCGAACCGGCCACCAAUUCCGGGGACCGUCUCGUAUCCCGGCCCCGUCCGAGCGACGUCUACCACCUUCUUAGCUCUCACCUUUCUGAAAAGGAGCGAGGGCAGGAAUACAUACUGUCAAAGGAGGGGGAACCAAAUCCUCCAUCCUACCUAUCCCAUCUCAUCCCAUUCCACCCUACCCAACCACAUCGACAACCGAACACAAUGUCGCAAACACCAGUCAAAGUGCCGCAAUCGGCGGCCUCCUACACGCCCGCGACGCAGGACUCAGAUCUACGGUCGCAGAUCAACAUGCUUCUCAUCCGAGAAGGCCACAUCGCCAAGAUCCAAGAACACCUCCUCCACUCCCUAAACGCGCACACCUCGAACUGGCCGUCAGCCGUACAGACGCACGCCCUCGCGCUCCUGCGCUCAGGCGACGUGACCACAUUCCCCGCGCUCGUGCAGCGCGUCCUCAAGGACGUGCGGCACGACACCUUCGCCGCCUCCGCUGCCGCCUCUUCCGACCCUAACAGUUCCGAAAAUAACACCAACGGCACCACCUCGAACGGGAAGGCGGGCGUUAACGGCUCCAGCAACGGUAACGGCAACGGUAGCGCGGGCGGUGGGGAUAACAACAGUAACAACAAUUUGGCAGUGCCGCAGGCCGUCGUCGACGCCGUCCUGAAGCUGACGCGCGAGUGUCUGGAGUCCGUGUGCGAGGUCGACGACGGCCCGGCCGGCUAGGAGGCUCGUCCGGAUUCUUCUUCUUCCUCUUCUUCUUCCUCCUCCUCCUCGCCGCGCCCGCCCCCAGCACCGGCACCGGCUCGCAACGCGGAUCCGUCUUCCCCCACCAACAACGAUCAACAUAACGACCCGUUGACGACGGCAGUGGAUGAAGAGAGUACCAUACACUGCGCAUUUAGCACGAGGAAAGGAGAAUAGACGAGGGGCGGUAGAAG